This is a messenger RNA of Hylaeus anthracinus, 2161 nucleotides long. Its product is annotated as beta-1,3-galactosyltransferase 1-like. The transcript has 5 exons. Gene Ontology annotation, cellular component: membrane. The record is from RefSeq and is a predicted model, not a curated record. Lineage: Eukaryota; Metazoa; Arthropoda; Insecta; Hymenoptera; Colletidae. Gene Ontology annotation, molecular function: hexosyltransferase activity. The coding region runs from base 143 to 1348 and encodes 401 amino acids.
AUUUUUUUUUGUAAUUCAUCCAUAGACAUGUGUUAUCAAAAUUGUGUGAUACUCUUUAAUAGGUCGUAAAUUUCAUCAUACGACAAAAGUAAAUGGAGAUAUGUCAAAUGCAGCACAGUAACGCAGUAAUCACAUCUCAAAGAUGGACAGAUUGCGACUAUUGCCAUUGGAAUUGCCAUCAGCCACCAAUAUAAACACUAAUGGAACAGUUAAAGGAAAAGUUUCAUUUGUUCGACGAUUAGCAGUAGGAUUUGUUAUUUUGGCUACACUAGGUUUAUUAUAUGUGCCAGCAUAUCAUUCUGCCCAAAGCCCAUUCUCAGGCUUAGGUGAGACUCCGUCCCCUGCAAAAUCUAUUGGUGUUUCGCACUUGGUAGCCUCCGUUGCACAGCUACCAGGAUGGGCAUAUAAUACUUCAAGAGAUCUUUGUUUAUAUAUUCAUCCAGAAAAUACAACCUCAGUUUUAAGUCCUACUGGUAUUUGUUCUCCACCGCUGUAUCUCCUAAUAGUUAUUUGUUCGGCUGUUAUGAAUCUCAAAGCCCGUGCAGCUAUAAGAAAUACUUGGGCUAAUAGAAAUAAUUUAGAUAGUAUAUAUAAUUCAACAGUGAGGAUAGCAUUUCUUUUGGGAGAAAGUGACAACGAUACAAUUAAUAGCAUAAUAGCUGAAGAAAGUCAUCAAUUCAAUGAUAUUAUCCAAGAAAAAUUUUAUGAUACAUAUAAUAACUUAACAUUAAAGUCUGUAAUGAUGUUGAAAUGGAUAACAUCAAAUUGUGGUCAAGCUAAGUACCUCAUGAAAACAGACGAUGAUAUGUUUGUAAAUAUUCCUAUUUUAAUGAAGACAUUACAAUCAAGAUCGCAAGCUACCAAUACAUUAUUAGGUUCUCUUAUUUGCAAUGCAAAGCCUAUUUUAGAUCCAAAUAACAAAUGGUAUGCACCAAAAUAUAUGUAUUCAGAGACAAUAUAUCCUAAUUAUUUAUCGGGUACGGGGUAUGUGAUGAGCCUAGAUGUGGCAUUUAAAUUGUAUCAAACAGCAUUAACAACACCACUGCUUCAUUUAGAAGAUGUUUAUAUCACAGGUCUUUGUGCAAAACGUGCAAAAAUACGACCUGUAAAUCAUCCUGGUUUUAGUUAUGUUCCAAGGAAAUUGGAUCCUUGCAUAUUAAAAAAUGUUAUCACAACGCACAAAGUUAAUGUGUCUAAUAUGUAUGUGAUAUGGAGCAAACUAAAUGAUACAAAUCUUUCUUGCAGUAAACACUCUCAUACUGAUAAAAAAUCAGUUACUUUAAGUAGAAAUGGUAGAAAUGUUGGAUAUUAUAUAGUGAAAAGAAGAACUGUUAAUAAGUGUGUAUAAAGUAAAUAGAAUUUUUAAUAUUAAACCUAUUAUUUAUUAUCGAUAUAAUGUUUAUUAAAAAUAAGCAAAUCAAUGAAUACUAAGAAAAGUUCCAAAAUAAAUCACCUAGUAUUCUCAAUCAAUUAUCAUAAAAGAUACUUUUAUUAAGAUUUUUAAUAAACGUGAAUAUGCUUCUAAAUUUUUAAAUCUCGAACUUUAACCAAUUCUUGUACUAGUUUCUUUGCUAUACUCUAUUGUACCUUCCAUGUAUUUUUACUGCAAGAAAGAUUUGUAACUGAUAUUUAAUAAAUAAUUGAAGGUUUUAUACACUAUUUUUCCAUUUGAAUAGUAGUAGGUUUUAAGGAAACGCUGUCAAUUAGAUUUCCUGUGUGAGUAAUUAACUUCUUUGCCUACUUACAUAAAAUUUGGAUAAUUAAGUACCGAACAUGCGUUUGACCGUUGUGUGAAAAAUUAGGAAUUACACUUAAAACAAAGAAUUUCGUUAAUUUCAUAUCUUAUCAGCUACUUCCCAUAGAUAUUAAAAUGGUAUAUGUUUAUAUAUAUCACAUAGAACCAUUAUUAAAAAUACAUACUCGUAAAUAUCUCGUAUACAAAAUAUCAGUUCUCGUAGUCAAAAUAUUUCAUUUAAGUUUUAAACAUAUUUUUAACCGAUCCAACCAGAAACUAUUUUAAAAAUUACGACGCAGGUUUCAAAUACAGCCGAUGUUAUAAAAGUAUCGUAAAAAUUGUGAUUUACAAAAGAUAAUCUCAAAGAUCUGAAGUGACUGUACGAUAUUUAACACAGAAUGAUCUGAAACAUUAGUAUGUAAUACU